This is a messenger RNA of Sphaeroforma arctica JP610, 1001 nucleotides long. RefSeq lists its product as hypothetical. Gene Ontology annotation, molecular function: protein binding. The record is from RefSeq and is a predicted model, not a curated record. NCBI's taxonomy places the organism in Eukaryota, Ichthyosporea, Ichthyophonida. The transcript has a single exon. Bases 96 to 1001 code for a protein of 301 amino acids.
UAGUUGUAUGUAUAUAGGAGUGUCUUACAGUAGUUGCUUGCUAAUAUAUAUAUAUAACCCUAGAAAUUCUGCUAGAAGUAUAGCAAAUACUCCCGAUGAGUUCAUCAGGAGACCUUCUCCCGCCAGAGAUCCUAUUACGUGUCUUCCAAUGGCUACCGCAAGUGGAUCUAUUACAGAUGUCUCUUGUGUGCCAGCAGUGGCACAUCGUUGCCAUGGAUAGCACACUCUGGACACACAUCACCUGGGAAACCGAACUCGCAUGCAGGUGGAUGAUGGUCACGCUCCCACACUACCAAGCCUUACUGAAACGUCCGCAGUUCUGUGCAAUGCGUAAGCUCAAACCCCCAUCCCGAAAGGGUACAUGUAUAACAUUGAAUAUAGUGAGGGACUUAUCAGAGAGCUGUCCGCACAUACAGACACUCGAUUUGUCAUGCUGGGAUGCAUAUGCGACUGAGUUACAUCACUUUGCGGAUAUUCGCAGUUUACGAGGUGUAUGGUUCGGUAGUAUCAAAUCAGAAUCACAUGCGCAUCUCAAACUGUGUGAGGCUAUGGGCACCAGCAUGAUCGAUUUGCGGGUGAGGUCCAUUAGCUGGCAUGAUACAGACGCUCUAUUAAAGCUCUUACAAAAGGUCUCGACCAGUUGUGUCAAUGUAAAAAUCUUGUAUGCACACGUCCCACUAUACAAUGGAUUGUGCGGCCAAGUUGUAGCGGUGCUGAAGCGGUUCACACACUUACAAGUACUUAGUCUGUGCUGGCGUGAAGGUACAGACAGCACCCACUGGCAAGACAUAUAUGAGGAAAUAGUGCAGGGGUGUGAAAAUAACGCCUUCCGUGAAUUGCGCACCAUUGUGUUCACACAGCGUGAUUAUGCGAGACUGCGUAAACCGCUCAAACGCAAGUUGCGCAAGUUGGGACUGUUGGAAGUUCGGAACGACCCUGGCACGUACCCGCACUUGUUCCCUGAUGCCGUGUUGGACUAUUCUCAGUUGAGUUCCAAUUAG